Messenger RNA from Fusarium vanettenii 77-13-4, 1320 nucleotides. RefSeq lists its product as uncharacterized. NCBI's taxonomy places the organism in Eukaryota, Fungi, Ascomycota, Sordariomycetes, Hypocreales, Nectriaceae. The transcript has a single exon. The record is from RefSeq and is a predicted model, not a curated record. The coding region runs from base 1 to 1320 and encodes 439 amino acids.
AUGGCACGGCCACCCAGUCCCAUCGAUCAGUACCGUGACUAUAUCACCUUUCUAUACCUCAAUGGCGCCUCGCGAAGCAAGAUCAGGCAUAAGCUUCGGAAGCGUCACCAUAUCGCUGUCGACCUCAGCACAAUCUCCCGGCGGAUAGCCAGCUGGGGACUUCCGCGUCAGCAAUCACGUACCAUUGAGACGCCUGAGCUUGUAGAAGCUAUCCGCGACCUUAUCUUCCGCGUUGGCCUUACCGAGAAGCAGACCUUGAGUGUCCUUCAGAGGCAAGGCUGGCCCAUCACCAAAAGAGGUUUAAAACGGAUCAGACUUCACCCGGACCGCCGCUGGGUUCGUCGCAUCAAUAGCGAUGAAGAACGCCUUACCUUAUUGGAGAAGACAGAGCAGGUUAUUGUCGAGAUGGCGCAGCGGUCCAAUGCCAUUGCAGGAUACGGCAGAAGGUUUCUCCAGCCAUAUCUGCGCCAGCAACAGCAGCUCUGGGUACCAAGAGAUCCCCUCUUUGAGAUGUACAAAAUUAUGUUCCCAAACGAGGUCGAGAUGCGCAAAAGGAUGAUGCGGAGGAAGAAAGGGCAGUUCCUUGUCCCGGGGCCAAACUACCAGUGGUGUAUUGACGGCCACGAUAAGCUCAAGGCGUAUGGAUUCGAGAUAUACGCCGCAAUCGACGCCUACUCACGCAACAUUAUCUGGUUCUAUGUUGGCCACUCUGCUACAACCGCCUUGAGUGUGUUGAAGCAGUAUUUGGCUGCAUGCGACACCUAUGGCUUCCGCCCGUGGUUUCUGCAAGCAGACAGGGGCAGUGAAACGCCAUUAGUCGCAGCAGCCCACUGGAACUUUGCUUUGGCUGCAGGCGGAUGCGUGGAAUGGAAUGGACAGGUCUUCCAACAGGGCAAACGAUUGAAGGAUUCCUACAAGGCGGCACCGAGUACGAAGAAUGUCAAAAUCGAGGGUUGGUGGGAACGCAUGCUUCACGUCUGUUCCCGACAGUGGGUAGACUACUUUGGAGAGCUUGCUAGGGAUAGGGAUUUUGACGGCAGCAUGCUUGAGGACCAGAUUGCUAUCUACGCUGUCUUCGAAGGUGUACUACGUCAAGAGCUCUUCGACUUCGUCGAAGCGUGGAAUCUACACAAAAUACGCCUCCAGAAGAACCGUCCCCACGUUGUCCACGGCCAGCCCUGGAUGAAUUAUCAUUACCCAGACCCAGACAAGGCCUGCAAUUGGGGGAUCCCUAUCGACCGCCCGGUUCUAGGCGAAAUGCUACGACCCCUGGCUAGUAUCGAUAUCAGCACAUGUCUAGAGCCAGAGACGAAGGAGUAG